GUGCAGUCGACUGGUGUUGUGCGGGAGUUGCCCCGCAAGGGAAAGAGUGGUGUGCAGGCGUACACCGUCGCCACGCAGAAUGAGAAUGAAGAGUGGAAACUGAUCCGCAUUAAAGCGUCAACAAAAGACUUGGAUAACAAAUCGAGGUAUUGCACUCAGAUUGGUGAUAAGGUCAUGAAUUUUCAAGAUGACAUUGAUGAUUGUGUUGCUUCCCAAAUCUUAACUGAGGAAAAGAAGAGCAUGUUCAUUGAUCAUAUCAUUCCUGGUGCAAUACGAAUGCACAGGGAUCGUCUGCUUGUGCAACCCCAGGAAGGCAAACUAGAGGUGCCCAAUUUUGAAAAUGGCAACCCUUGUACCCAUUUCACUGUACCCUCAGAUCACCACAGUGAAGGUGUUGAGAAUGCUGACUUUGUGCUCUACGUGGCAGCCGGUACCGGAGAGCCAUUUGGUGUCACAUGUGCAAGAGAAGAAUCGUCAGGUCGCCCAAUUGCUGGUGCCAUGAAUUUUCCCCCGUACUAUCUUGUUGAUCCGCGAUUGAAUGUCCGUAUUGCUGCCCACGAGAUGGCACACGCC
Trypanosoma theileri is the source of this 573-nucleotide messenger RNA. Its product is annotated as surface protease GP63. The annotation marks the transcript as partial. The transcript has a single exon. Gene Ontology annotation, biological process: cell adhesion; proteolysis. Lineage: Eukaryota; Euglenozoa; Kinetoplastea; Trypanosomatida; Trypanosomatidae. Gene Ontology annotation, cellular component: cytoplasm; membrane. The record is from RefSeq and is a predicted model, not a curated record. Gene Ontology annotation, molecular function: metalloendopeptidase activity.